AAAUUGAAUCAUAACUCUAAUCUCCACCACUGCUCCAACAUUAAAGGUUCAUCACUCGUGAGCGUAGUAGGACUUAUAGUCUUUCAGCAUUUCAGCAAAUGAGGCAAAAGUUAAUCUAUAACAGUUCAGAAUGGAUAUGACUACAUCAACUUACUGGGAUCUCAUCAAUGCAACUUGUUCGGGCGAACUCAGGGGCCAGGCCCUCCAGACAGCAUACAACGACUGGAGUCCCAAAUACAACCAGGACUAUGCCAAAGCGGCUUACAAUGGACCCAAAAUCGGGGCGAUGAAGAUGGCUGAGAUCAUCCGGGACAAACAUUGUCAGAUCCUGGAUGUAGGCUGCGGAACAGGGCAAGUGGGAGAACUGAUGGCCAAGCGUGGGUUUACUAACCUCCAUGGGGUGGAUUUUUCCGAGAAGAGCAUUGAAGUUGCCAGGGCAACCGGCUGUUACAGAAGUGUUCGUUAUGCAGAUUUAUUGAAUGGUGGCAUACCCGACAAAGACAAUGAAUAUGAUGCGUUGGUAACAGUGGGAACGUUCUGUCCGGGUCAUCUGAAUACACCAUGCUUUCCAGAGUUCGCCCGAGUCGUUAAACCAGGCGGUCUGAUUGUGCUGGUUAUGCGUGAAGCAAACUUAUUUAACUCACCAGAGUUUAACAAUGGCCAGGUUGACUCAGCCAUAGUAGAGUUGAGUAAGAACGGAACCUUGAGGUAUCUGAAAAGAGAAUGGGUCCCCAACUACCUUGAUGAUAUGCCUGGGAUAAUUUUUGUUUUCCAAACUCCUGAAAUUUAAGGUCCGGUAUAGGCCUACAUCGCCUCCUUAAAAUCACAGGAACUCAACGGCUCUCGAUAAAUCAACGGAGGGGAAAUUCAGUACUGUAUUGUAACAAUACCCACAUAAAACACAUUCAUUUAUAUCAUUCUUUUCCACCUUUGACAAAUUAUAUGAUUUCGCAUUAAUGAUUUGGUCUCAUCAUAGAGACUCCAUGAGGUACUCUAAUGAAAUAGUAAUAUCGCCCUCUAUCUACAUCGUUGUAUAUAAUGCGACCCCCUUGCUUUCUUACGUCAUAUUGAAGAGAUCGUAUAUGUAUAGGAGCUCUUGUUUGAAAUUUAAUUAACUUUUUUAGUUACACAUGAGGCGCCUGGUGAGAACAAGUUGAAUAAACCACCCAUUUGACGUUUAAGUUUGCUGUUUCAUAAUCAACUCCCUUCAUUUGAUUCUUGUUUUCUUGAUAAAUGAUUAAGAACGGAACCUUCAUGCAUCUAAAAAGAAUGUUGGUCACCAAUUACCUAGAUAUGCCUUGGAUAGUUUUUGUUUUCCAAACUCCUGAAAUUUAAGGUCCGGUACGCGUCUUUUUUUUCAUUAACCUAGCCAUCCUAAAAUGCAUAUUAAUAUUUGAAUAUAUGAAUAUUUGCUUUGGUACGGUGUGGUGGAGAUUAAAUUUAAAUCGGUCAGAUUCUGGACUUAACCAGUAUGUCGCAAUGAAUCAAUGGAGAGAAAUUCAGUACUGUAUUGUAACUAUACCCACAU
Strongylocentrotus purpuratus (purple sea urchin) is the source of this 1528-nucleotide messenger RNA. RefSeq names its product methyltransferase-like protein 27. The record is from RefSeq and is a predicted model, not a curated record. The transcript has 6 exons. NCBI's taxonomy places the organism in Eukaryota, Metazoa, Echinodermata, Echinoidea, Camarodonta, Strongylocentrotidae. Bases 131 to 790 code for a protein of 219 amino acids.